AUGGAUUUUGAUGACGAUGCCCCGCCAGAGCUGGUUGAUAUAACCACCAACGACGUGGAUGAGGAGAUUACAGUCAAGGUUCCCAUCACAAUUGUGACAGGAUAUCUCGGUGCUGGUAAAACCACUUUGCUAAAUUACAUCCUUACGGCUCAACAUGGCAAGAAGAUCGCUGUCAUCAUGAAUGAAUUUGGAGACUCGCUCGACAUUGAAAAGUCCCUUACUGUGAACAAGGGUGGUGAGCAAGUUGAAGAAUGGUUAGAAGUUGGCAAUGGCUGUAUCUGCUGUUCCGUAAAGGAUACAGGAGUCAAUGCGAUAGAGUCUCUCAUGUCAAAGAAAGGUGCAUUUGACUACAUCCUCCUCGAAACCACUGGCUUAGCCGACCCCGGAAACCUAGCCCCCCUCUUCUGGGUAGACGACGGACUCGGAAGCACAAUUUAUUUGGAUGGAAUAGUCACGCUCGUAGAUGCGAAGAAUAUCUUGCGCAGUCUUGACGACCCCAAUGGUGUUGUCGAAGGACACGACGACCACAGUCAUGGCCCUGUCAUGACUACAGCACAUGUUCAGAUCUCCCAUGCUGAUGUGAUCGUAAUCAACAAGGCCGACAUGGUUACAGAGACGGAACUCAACCGGGUCAAAGCAAGAAUCCAGUCAAUCAACGGUCUUGCUAAGAUCCAUGUAACGGAGAGGAGUGUAGUCCCUCAAUUGGAGGGGUUCCUGCUUGAUUUGCACGCAUAUGACCAAUUCAAUGAGUCAGACGCAAAUGCUAAGGGACAUAGUCACCUCGACCCUACCAUAUCGACCGUCACCAUACCCGUUGGCUGCCUUGAGCCAGGACAACUGGACACAGUUGAUCGUUGGUUACGAUCGGUACUAUGGGACAGUAAACUUCCUGAAGAAGAAAAGGAGAGUGAUUUCGAGAUUCAUCGGUCCAAGGGACGGCUUGUGUUUGCUAAUGGGGAGGUCAAGAUGUUGCAGGGGGUGAGGGAGGUCUUUGAGAUAAAUGACGGGCCGUUGGGAGACGAAACGCCCAAGGAGGGGAAGAUUAUUCUGAUUGGAAGGAAUGUAGCAGGUGUUGGAUUUGAAGACAGCUUCAAAAAAGCCCUGAGCUAG
Fusarium proliferatum ET1 is the source of this 1110-nucleotide messenger RNA. RefSeq names its product putative dopamine-responsive protein. The transcript is spliced from 6 exons. Bases 1 to 1110 code for a protein of 369 amino acids. The record is from RefSeq and is a predicted model, not a curated record. Gene Ontology annotation, cellular component: cytoplasm. NCBI's taxonomy places the organism in Eukaryota, Fungi, Ascomycota, Sordariomycetes, Hypocreales, Nectriaceae.